UCCCGAAAACGUUCCCGGGAGCGCCAUGGGACUGCCGGUGACCGCGGGGGGGUUUGGUCGAGCCGCGGCUGAUGGGAAGGCGGCUUGCAGCGCGGCGACGAGAUCCUGGACCGGGUCGGAGGAGCGGCUGGGUCCGGUAUCCAUUUCCAGCUUCAGGUGUGAAUAAUGUCUCUGAGCUGAUUGGUGCUGCUGUUGGUGUAUCAGUAAUGAUGAUGCUGUGUGCUGUAUUCCUGUAUGUGAGUUGUUUGUUUAGAAAACUGACUCCUUCUCAGUCUGGACGAGGAGAAGCAGCAGGACACGAUGUGGCUGUAUAUCAGGAAGACGAUGAUCAGUGUGCGAAUAAGAAUGCAGCUGGAUCAUCAGAGCUUAUUUACUCCAUUUUUGUGUUUCCAAAUGGGGAUGGAAGUGAAAUACGAGGACUUUCUUCUCUCACUGCUGAAUAUGCGACCAUCAACUACGGCUCCGACAUGGAACAUCAACCAGAGGGAGGGGACACGGAAACGGCCAUGGAAGAAGUUCAGGAAGAAAACAAAAACAAUAUUGACAGUAAAAAUACUCAUGAGGAGGUAAUUUAUGGAAACAUCACAUUUCAGCCAAUGAUGGAAGAAACUCAGCUGGAUUUAAAUGAGGAUGAUGAAGAUGGAGAAACACAACCACAGACUGGAGAAAGAAAGAAUGAAUUUGAAGGUUUUUAAGCACAUUUAAAGGAUAUUAUUCCUGAUAACAUAAAACCCUUUAAUGUUCAAACCACUUGCUCAGGUUUACAAGUCAACAAAGGAGAAGAUGUAAACUUAUAUGUAUUGUGUGGUGAAGUAAAUAACAUAUAUAUAUUUCCUUCAUGCUUCGAGCUCACUUUAAAAGAAUAGAGAACAAAAGUCCAGAUGGAAUUGUGUGGUGUUGAAAAAUGGAAUGGAAUCCAUGUUUGUUGAGGAUUCCUUAGACUGCCCAGAAUAAGUUCCAACCUUCCCUUCUCCAAAACAACCCCAAACCAUGUGUGAGUGUGAGGGUGAGGGGGUCUGAUCACAUC
Molecule: messenger RNA, 1027 nt
Organism: Silurus meridionalis
Lineage: Eukaryota; Metazoa; Chordata; Actinopteri; Siluriformes; Siluridae
Exons: 4
Coding region: 72-695 (207 amino acids)
Source: RefSeq, a predicted model, not a curated record